Molecule: messenger RNA, 2191 nt
Organism: Acinonyx jubatus (cheetah)
Lineage: Eukaryota; Metazoa; Chordata; Mammalia; Carnivora; Felidae
Product: 40S ribosomal protein S27-like
Exons: 1
Coding region: 42-296 (84 amino acids)
Biological process (GO): ribosomal small subunit assembly; translation
Cellular component (GO): cytosolic small ribosomal subunit; ribosome
Molecular function (GO): RNA binding; structural constituent of ribosome
Source: RefSeq, a predicted model, not a curated record
GUCACUUAGCCUUUCUGCAGUGACAACCUGCCCACAAGAACAUGCCCCUCGCGAGGGACCUCCUGCACCCAUCCCUGGAAGAGGAGGACAGGAAACACAAGAAGAAGCGCCUGGUACAGAGCCCCAACUCCUACUUCAUGGACGUGAAGUGCCCGGGGUGCUACAAAAUCACCACCGUGUUCAGCCAUGCACAGACGGUGGUGCUGUGUGUGGGCUGCUCCACCAUUCUGUGCCAGCCGACAGGAGGAAAAGCAAGGCUCACGGAAGGAUGCUCCUUCAGACGGAAGCAGCACUAAGUGCACCCUGAGUCAACGUGAGUGGGGAACCAUCCCAAUAAACAGAUUUUGCAUACGUUCAAAAAAAAAAAAAAGAGUUUUAUCACUUACUAAGGCCCAAGAUUAACGUUAGGCUAGAGGUCAGGUGGGUAAUAACAAGUUCAAAACCCCAAGGAAUUAUGUAAUCUGGGAUUCUGUCCUCAUUCACUUUAGCUUUUGACAAACGAUGGAUUUUGCAUCUGGGCACAUUAGCAACAACAGCCUACGUCUCCUUCUUUGGCAGGUUGUCUAUGGGAAGGCAGGAAAACUAGUAGGAACUCUGCAUGGACCAGAGUAAGACUAACCACUGCCAGCAGUGGUAACUCCAGAUUCUCAGAGAGACAGUGACCCAGUGAGACAUGAAUUUCCUUCAUUAUGAGGAAGCCUGAGAAGCCAACUUGCUCUGAACUGAUCCAAAAGUAUUUCUAGCCUAUGUACUUCACCUCUACAAGAGGCAUCAGCCUUGACAAAACACUACUCCGCAGUUCAAAGGUAUGAGUCUACAGGUAAAUCUCUCCAUACUGUGCUUGGGGCUGAAAUCCAUGGGAUCACGCCGUAGCUAAGGCAGUGUUGGGAAUGGAUUAUCUCAGAAGACAAUGCUAACAGGGAAUGUUUUCUCUGUAUUUGGACGGUGGGUGGGAAGAAUGCAGAGGGAAAAGAAUAGACAGAAUGUGAACCUUUCCUACUGACUCAUGCACUGGCUACGUAUUCAUUCUUCAAACACUGAGCACUACUACAUAUCAAUCAUAGGACCAGAUACAGAAGACACACAAGAAAUUUCUCCAGAAAUAGAAACCUACCCCAGUGGUUCUCAAUGUUAGAGGCACACUGGAAUUACUGGAGAGCUCUGCUAAGCCUAACACCACACCUGGCUCUAGAUCAAUUAAAUCAGGAUAUCUGGGUAUAGAUCCCAGACAUCAGUAUUUUUUUAAGCUAGUGAUUCCAAUGUGUAGACAAACUUGGGCAUCUCUGAUCUAAAAGGAAGAGUUACUAGUAAUGGAUCCAUUAAAAACACACACACUGGGGUGCCUGGAUGGCUCAGUCGGUUAAGCGUCCAACUUUGGUUCAGUUCAUGAUCUCAUGGUUCGUGAGUUCGAGCCCCACACUGGGCUCUGUGCUGACAGCUCAGAGCCUGGAGCCUGCUUCGAAUUCUGUGUUUCCCUUUCGCCCUGACCCUCCUCUGCUCACACUCAGUCUGUCUCUCUCUCUCUCUCUCUCUCUCAAAAAUAAAUAAACGUUAAAAAAAAAAUAAAACACACAUGCAUACUAAUAGGCCAUGUCAGGAAGAUCUACACAGACAAGGGGCUUUUCAAGUGGGAGGAGAGGAGGGGAACAAGAGUUCAUUUUAGAAGGGAAACAGCAGAUGUGUGCUUUGGAACAUACUUCUUACCCAUCGCUUCAUGUAUACCUAAAUAUGUAGGUGCCUGCUUUCUCCAUAACAUUUCUAUGUAAUUAGAGACCAGUGGUACUCUCCUGAGGCUGGGUGACAGAGGAGAAAAGAGGGUGGUUAACAUCUUUGUGUCAGAAUUUUCUAGGAUUUUUAUGAAGGGAUAAAAGAAUAUGUAUAGUUUAAAAUUCUAAAAUUAUCACUAUAAACAAAUACAUUAUAAAAUUACUCCUUUGGGGGGGGCUAUCAUUUAUAGAUCUCUGCCUGAACCUUGCCUUUUUUAGUCAUGAUAUUUAUCUUAAAAAUUCAGCCUAGGGGCACCUGGGUGGCUCAGUCAGUUAAGCAUCCAACUUCGGCUCAGGUCAUGAUCUCGUGGUUUGUGAGUUCGAGCCCCACACUGGGCUCUGUGCUGACAGCUCAGAGCCUGGAGCCUGCUUCAGGUUCUGUGUCUCCCUCUCUCUCUGCUCCUCCCCCACUCAUGCUCUCUCUC